AUGCUGCCGGCCAUCCACGUCCCGACGUCCGCCGCGGGCCUCGGCAUCGCCGCGGUGCAGUGCCUCAACCUCGCGUCGUGCUUCAACGAGGCAAGUUCGCCCGCGCCCUACAGCAAGUUCGCGGCCGCGGUGCCGGAGAAGCAGGCGCUCGUGUCGAGCCGCACGGGCAUGUUCGUCAUCUACGCGCCCGCCCUGGUCGUCUCGUCGAUCGCGCUCGCGACGGCACCCGCGGCGAACGGCCGCGAGGCGCUCGUCGCGGCCCUGCUCGCGGCCCACAUGCUCAAGCGCUGCCUCGAGGUCGCCUUCGUCCACGCCUACUCGGGUCGGGUGGCGCUGUCGCUGUCGUGCGCGAUCGGCUCGUUCUACGCGCUCGUCUGUUUGUUGAUCACGGCGACGCAGCGCGGCGUGCCCCACUACGCCGGCGCGCCCGUCGCCGCUCUCUGCCUCUACGCCGUCGGCGAGCUCGGCAACCUCUACCACCACGUGCUCCUCGCGAAGCAGCGCGCAGGGCAGCAAAAGAGAGCGAAAUUCCCAACUUCAAAGGCUCCUAUCUCGGCCCGCGGCGGCUCGUCCGACUACGUCGUCCCGACCGGCGCGGGCUUCGACCUGUGCACCAUGCCCCACUACCUCUUCGAGAUCGUCGCCUGGCUCGGCGUCGCCGCCGCGGCGGGCCAGCUCAACGCCUACCUCGUCGCGCUCGGCAUGGCGUCCUACCUCGGCGGCCGCGCCGUGGCGACGACGCGGUGGUACGAGGCCAAGUUCGGCGCCAAGUGGCCCAAGGGCCGCGCCCACCUCGUCCCCGGGGUCUUCUAG
Aureococcus anophagefferens is the source of this 813-nucleotide messenger RNA. RefSeq lists its product as hypothetical. Gene Ontology annotation, biological process: lipid metabolic process. The record is from RefSeq and is a predicted model, not a curated record. Lineage: Eukaryota; Pelagophyceae; Pelagomonadales; Pelagomonadaceae. The transcript is spliced from 2 exons. Gene Ontology annotation, molecular function: oxidoreductase activity, acting on the CH-CH group of donors. Bases 1 to 813 code for a protein of 270 amino acids.